Messenger RNA from Aspergillus uvarum CBS 121591, 5690 nucleotides. RefSeq lists its product as uncharacterized. The transcript is spliced from 3 exons. Lineage: Eukaryota; Fungi; Ascomycota; Eurotiomycetes; Eurotiales; Aspergillaceae. Bases 1 to 5364 code for a protein of 1787 amino acids. The record is from RefSeq and is a predicted model, not a curated record.
AUGGCUGGCAGGAACGCAUCAUAUCUGUCCGAUGCGCGGUACGUUUAUGAUUUCGUCGUAGCCACCACCCAGGCCAGCAUCAAUGCCGGUCUCUGGGAGUUUCUAUCCCAGUCCACUCAACCGGUCGAGUACAUCUCCUUCCUGUCCGAUCCGAAAACCGGGCUUCCCACAAUGGAAACUACACUGGAAGAGCUGCUGCACAAGACUGGCGGGGUCAACCCGUUCGAUAUCCCCUCCGACACCCCAUACACCGACCCGCGGAUCAAGUUCAUCAACAAAGCCCGUUUCGCGGUUGGGAUUAAGAUUCAGAUGGGCAUCCCGCCGCUGUGCUCCCCUAGCGACUCCCCGCCCAUUGUCAACCUCGGCAGCGAUGCCAGCAAAGUGGUCCUGAAUAUGUACUGUGCACAGAUUACCGUGAUUCAGAACCAUAAAGACCCGUAUGAUGACGACCUCAGCUCCUGGAACGUGUGGAGUCAGGCUCCUGCGGAUCCCUGGAUCAUCCAAACCCAGGUGGAUCUGGUGAUGAAGGAUCUUGAUAAGGAACUAAAUAGCUCCGAGUACCUUCGCAAAAAUCACAAGGUGCGCGAGCAGCUGCGCAAGAAACUGGAGAACUUGUCCGGCACCGCUUUCAGCCUGCAUCAGCUGUUGUUCGAUCUGGACAACGCCGUCCUGCAGAACAACUAUGCAUUCGACCGAGUCAGCGACCCGGACGUCAAGUUCCUCCUGGAGACGAAAUUCUUGCAGAUAUACGCGAAGAGCGCUUCCGAGCAUGGCUGGCCGCUCGUUGCCAUUACCGCAGUCUCGCAGGAGCGGGAUGAUUCUACCCUGCAGAUGACGGCAUUCGAGCGGACCGUGAAUCCGGUCAAGGACAGCAGUGGCAGUGACCUGGCGAAUCCUUCCCAGAGCGCGCAGUUGGCAACCACCCUGGACUAUGUGUGUGUCGUCGACAACAAGCCUGUCCCGCCCAUCUCCCGCUUGGGCUGGAACUGGGUAUUGCCCCAGGAUGUUGGGGACAGCAGCGGGGUCAUUGCCAUCAACCGUGAUAUCUUGACCCGCCACAUCGCCACCAAUCUCCACACGACGGCCAAGACAUCGUGCUUUGCCAUUGAAGUUCAGGAAGCCCGGCUUGAACGGCGCGAUAUUGACCGGCUAGAUCUCGCAUUCCCCGCUGGUAGUAGUCAUGUCAUCCACAUGGAGAGCCAGGCAGAUACCGAAGGCUACCAACCACAUGAUGAAGUAAAUGAAUACGAGGGUCCAGAGAAGAUGAAGGUUGGAGCAUAUGUUGAAGUGCAGACCAAAUACGCCUUGGAUGUGUUUUUUGAGGCGUCCAGUGUCCGCGUGGUCCAACAUUCUCAAGUCGACCUCAGCUGCAGCUUCGCGGCACCCCUCGAUAACCCGCCAGUUGGGGGUGGACCGCGGAGCUUGUACUAUAUCGACAACACCUCCCAACUGAGAAUGAAGGCGGUUGACAAGACCCUGACCGACACUUACAGCAUCACCGUCGAUCAGAAGGGCGGAUUGCAACUGGUCAAAGCCAGCGAAAGCCUCGACGACCGGUCAGACAGCGAGCCUCAGCGACUGACGCCUGCCGAGAUGACCGCCACCAUGACCGCCACCAUCUUCGAAGAAGUGCGCAACGACUUUAGCCAGCUGUCUACGGGUGAUCUCCACGAGCUCGAAAUCAGCCAGUUGCAAAGCUUCAUCUUUCCCGGAGCGAGGGUCUUCACAUACAAGGAUCCCAGCUUCUCGGACCAUCAAGAUUUGGUCUGCAAGAUUACAUAUCUUGACCCCGUCCAGGUUAGCCCGUCCCAACCGCCUCGGCAGUCCCAGCAGUCCCAGCAAUCCGAGACAGGUCCAGUCGACCGCAUCCCGGCUGGGGACUCUCACUGCUCCCCUCCUCCUCCGCCUGGUACAGUCGGGAAGCUGACGGCCUCCACAGAAUUGAUGCAGAACUACGUCCAAGGCGAAAUCAUCUCCCCGACUGGCAAGUUCGAGGCGUUACAGACAAGCAGCGGCCAUGCUCUCCUCUUCGCGGUGGAUACUCCCGGGGUAUUUCAUGUAAUCAAAGAACAGAGCGGCACUAUACAGACAGGAUGGCAAAUUCAUGACCUCUCAACGGCGGGUAUUGAGACCUACUUCCCUGGCCAGGCUUCUCAUGCCACAGUGCAUACUAUCGACGUUGGCCAAAGUGCGGCGGACGGUAGCAUUGGCCUGAUGAUGGCCGUAAAUAUUGAUGACAAUGAUCAUCUGUUCGUCUCGCUUGGUAACUCAUGUGAUGACACCUCGUGGGUGGCUCAUCCUACCUGGACGAUGCUGCCCUUCGAUUCAGCCACAGAGGCAUCUCAGAGGAUUUCCAUCACCGGGUCCCUGUUCGCCGAGACCCAGGACAGGAAACAAUAUUUAGUUGUCGAUAUCAACAGACCCCAGAGCACGGGUGACCCACAUAUCACCCGCUAUCAUAUCGACCCUUCUCGAGCGAAUGGGCAUUACUGGGCCAAACACGACGUAGCUGUCGACAUCGCCUCUGCCGAGUAUCAGAGCACCGUUGGGCGUAUCAGCGGGCAGCCUGUCGAUGGAAUCUACACAGCCGGGACCACAGGCGGACGGCCGCAAUUUGUCUACGAACCGAUCAUAAACUACUACGGGGUGGGCCCGGUCACGCCGCAUCGAUUGCGGCUACCGGGAGAUUCUCUUCCGUCGGCCAUUGCCACAGCACAUCGUGCCGGCACUGAUGCAUCAACGGACCUCUACGCGGUUGGCGAAUCCACCUUGUACCGUUUCCCUGCCGAUGAGCAGGGCGAGGACGAUGAGCCUAUUCCCCUGCUGACAAGUGAUAUCCUUCGUGGUACCGAUACUCUUCGCGCCAUGACGCAUGACGGAGUCACCGUACUCUGGGGGCGGACUGCCAGCGACACCGUAUACUACCUUAGCUGCGUAGAGGAUCAGCUGAACAACCCUGCAGCGUGGCACACUCCCAUACCGAUUCUGUCCGGGGUUGAGCGCAUCUCCACAUAUGUAAACCGGACGGACGGCGGCAAUACCGUGUUCGCCUCGGGCAAUGGAAGACUGCAUAAGUUGAUGCAGAACCCGGAUCGUUUGACCGGUAAUGGAUGGCGUGAGCAGGAGAUUGCAAUCGCAGUCCCGCGCGAUCGCGAACCCCUCAGUUUCAUGUCGUACGUGACAUGUGUCCAGGUCACCCAGCUUGAGAAGGAGCUGCCAGUGCAAAGUGCCAUGGUCAACCUCUCCGCCAGCAGCCGCACCCCGGUGUAUAUCAACGGGCUUUACUAUUCACUGUCUUCCACGCCGAUUCAGGUCGCCACCGAUCUGAUGGGCUCAUUGACUAUCGUUGAAGCCACUGACAGCCUCACGGCUACCGCGUUGACGGUUUCGCUUGAGAAUACGACGCUCACCAUCAACCCCAUGGACAAGUCGGUUGCAAAGCUGACUGCCUUGGAUUCGGCAGAGAAACUACGAGGGGCCCGCUUCCCAAGUCACAUCGUCGCUGGGGGCAUAGACGGUUCGCCUGAGCUGAUCCCCCUCAUGGGGCCGUCUAUCGGCGACGAAGAUGUCGAAGCAGUGGCGACGAAUAUGACUCUCCUUGGAGAAUGCUACGCGAAGAUCUGGAAAAGGCCAGAGAAGCCGGAUACUACUACGCACGAAAUUGGCGCCUUGGCCGGCGAUGUUGAGAAAGCACUGCAGGGACUCGGAGACAUUAUCAGCACGACGGCUGGUGACCUCUUCCAGGCGCUCAAGCACGCGGGCAAGUCGGUGGGUAGAAUCGUGUAUGACACAGCCUCGAAAGGCCUGCACAUGGUCCUGAGGAUCGGUGAGACGGUCUAUCAUGCUGCGCUGGACACAUACCAUGCUAUAGUCAAGGGUUUGGAGUGGGUCUACAACAAGGCCAAGGCAGGUCUCAAGGAGCUAUUCAGGUUGCUGCAAGCUUUGCUGGAAUGGGGUGACAUCAAGCGCACCAAGCAUGUCUUGAAAAACAUUACAAAGCUCUGGCUUCAGGAUCAGGUGGACAGCAUCCCUCGCAUGCGGCAGAAGUUUGAUAGUACGAUUGCGGAGGUGGAAAAGAAGGCGAACGAGUGGGCCAACAUCGGCGACUGGUCUUCAAGCCUCGGAGCAGCGACGACUACGAACGCGUUGUCCAGCAGUGCCACGGGCUUAUCCAACGUCCUGACCCCGGACGCAAAGUAUCUAUCCGACAAGUAUCGAGACAAUGCCCACCAGCUGACGGUGGUAGGCGAUCUGCCAUCGGGAGACGGUGUUCAAAGCCUGCUUAACGAGCUGAUCACAGCGGUCUCCAACGAGGGCCACGUACUGGAGGCAGUGGUUGGACAGCUCCAGAGUCUUGCCAGUCAGUUUUCUUCGUUGAGCGUUGAGCAGGUCCUCCAGCGCCUGGCUGUGAUAUUAGUCGACGGCACUCUAUCCAGCUUGAAGGUGGUGGUCGAUGCUCUGCUCAACGUGGUGGCCGUGAUGGCCCAGGCAGCCCUGGACAUCCUCGACACCAAGAUCCACAUCCCCGUUAUCUCCACCAUCCUCAACCAAGUCGGCAUCAGUGAUCUGUCCUUCCUCGACCUUUUCACCUACAUCGGCGCUGUAGCUGUGACGGUGUCUUACAAGAUCGCCGUCGGCCAACCCCCCUUCCCCAAGCACGACCGCUUCCAGCAACAGGUCAGCGUCGCAACAGCCUGGUCCGCCGUCGAAGACCUGUACCAGGACAUGCAAGCCCUGCCCAGCAAUGCCAAAAAGGGCAUUUUCAUGGGCUGCCACAUGUUCUCCGGAGUCAUGGUCUACGUGGGAAGCCUACAGAAGGCCUUUGACGCGGAGGGCCAAAAGGCCAAUAAAGUCCUGGGGGUCAUUGGGACGAUUUUGGGGAUGGCCAGUACGGCCACCACCGCCGCCGCCGACUCCCUCAUCCCUAUGGCCCCCAUCGAGGCGGCCCCAUUCAAGAUCCUCUCCAAAAUCACCACGGCAGCCAAGAUCGGAUGCAAGCUCGUCUUCGGCGGUCUGGGUCAGUGGACGUUUGGCAAAGUCGGGCUCAACAAACUCGUGAUACAAGAUGCUCGCGGCGCCGGCGCGAUCCUGGAUGCCGCACUGGUCCCGCAUGCCGCACUGGUCACGAUCUGGCAUUUCUAUGAGAUCAGUCGGAGCCCAGAUUCCAUGGAACGAUCGUCGGCAAUCUCGAGCGAGGUGGGAAAGCUGGCGAACUAUAUCGCGCGCGUCGCGUAUGCGGUCGCGGUGAGUGAUGAAGAGGAGAGUAGUAAGCAGGUUGCUAUUGUUGUCAUGGCUGCUGCGAAUGACGUUUAUGCCGGCUUGCUGUUUGCUGAGGCUAUGGUCGGGGGCAAGGCAAUUGGCUGAUCGGUUGUCUUAUGUCUUGUCUGGUUUGGUCUUUUUGCUCUAGUUCUUCAACCCAUCAUAAAUCCUCACGACCUCCUUGAGAAACUUCCAAUGCACCUCGGUAAUAACAUGCGUCGACGUGGUGCCGUGUGACCCAAAGCCAUAACCCAACAGGCGUCGGACCUCUGAAGAGAAUGAACCACAGGCCCCAGAGAUUUCCAAGCGUUCCAUAUAUACUGUAGCCAAUGUACCAACUCUACAGAGCUCACCGUCAGCUGCGUCAGAGGUUCAAGGCAUGGUCCGAUCGUUGUGAAGGAACGCAGGACUUGUUGUCUACUUUUGAUCCC